Molecule: messenger RNA, 1731 nt
Organism: Erinaceus europaeus (western European hedgehog)
Lineage: Eukaryota; Metazoa; Chordata; Mammalia; Eulipotyphla; Erinaceidae
Gene: CNBD1
Product: cyclic nucleotide binding domain containing 1
Exons: 13
Coding region: 10-1434 (474 amino acids)
Source: RefSeq, a predicted model, not a curated record
GCCAUCAAGAUGCCUCUAUCUUCUCUUUCAUCAGCUAUUUUGUCUCAUAUGUUAAGUAUAAGCAAUGUGCCUCAUCCGCAACUUCGCAGCAUACCAAGUUUGAAAGUUUCAAAGACCAUUGAUUAUGGUCAGUUGAAUAUAUUAUGCCACAUGAGAGGACUACAAUACUAUCGUAAGUCUAGUGUUCUAUCAGUUCAUGAUGCUUUUAUGAAGCAAUAUCCUAAAGUAUUCCUGAAGAAGAAACGGGUACUACCAUCACUUUCUAAGGAAGAAGAUGAAAGACAUGCUACUACAGACAAAAAAGAAGAAAGUCAACCCAAACAACCUGGUGAUGAAUCCCACAAUAUAGCUGUCCAUAUUAAGAAAGUGCACGGUGGCUAUACCUUAUACGGACAAAAAACAAUGGAAGAGAAGAUAGUAGAAUUCCUGGCUAUCUUAAAGAAAAUGCCUGUUCACAGGACGAGACGUGAACAUGUUUUUGUUUGGAAGAUGCUGAAAACGAUUCCAGAAUUAACCUCUCAACUAAAUGAUGAAUAUCUGAAAACACUUAGUGAGAAUCUUUUUUCUGAAACUUGGAUUAAAGGCAGCACAGUGGAUGCAAAUGAUGGAUUGUAUGUGAUACUGAAAGGCCAAGCUCGACUUAAAAUUCAGAGAGGUAAAAAAGUCACUGAAGAAGGCAAAUUAACAACCUCCUCUCCCCAGCCCGAGAACGUACACAGCCAUAUUUUCAGUGAAGACUUUGAAAAUUCUACCAUUUCUGAAAGUGACCCAAUACUUAAAAUGUGGAGUACUUUUGGUGUUCUUGAAGUUACAGAUCAGGGUGAAUCAGAAACAAAGUACUCAGCGAUUACGGAAGAAGAUUGCGAAAUCAUUAAAUUCUCUUCAGCCAAUUACACAAAGAUAAAGUUGGAAAGAAGUAAUCUUGAACUCAAACAAAAAAUAAAAUUGAUUCAUAAGUGUCCAUAUUAUGAGACAUGGCCUACUUUAUCUAUAUAUGAGCUAGUCACACUUAUUAAAUGGAAAAAAUUUCCUGCAGAUCAAGUGAUAGUGGAAAGCGGAAAUAUAAUUUCUUUUGUGGCUUUUAUUAAGUCUGGAUAUUGUAAGGUUUAUAGAAAUAUCAUAGGACUUGUGAAAGCACAAUCAAAAAUAAAAAAAAUUCAAAAAUCUGUAUAUAUGGGUGACCUUAAGGAAAAUGAGUCAUUUGGUGAGAUAAGUAUUCUUCUUCAAGUUCCAUUAACAUGCACAAUCAUUGCUGGAAAUGAUGUUGAAAUGGCAAUCAUAGAAGAGAAAGACUUAAAUAAACUAGAACCAGUGACCAGGCAACUUAUGCUCCAAACAGCUAAACGUACUUAUGGUCAUCUGAAAGACGAGGAUGUCAAAAAUGAAUAUUUGCGAAAGGAGAAACAAAAAGAAUGGAAAAACUUCAAGAUAUGAACUCUCAAUCACACAUGAUUCUUGAGUUAAUAAAAUGCACCCAACUUGGAAAGGAAGAAGUAAUUCUAUCUCUAUUGCAGAUGCUGUGUUAUAUGUAGGCUUAAAACUUAUCUAUUAGAGGUAAAAAAAAGUCUGUAAAGUUGCAGGACUCAAAGUCAAUAUGCAACAUUAUGUUUUUUCUAUACUGGUAAUAUCAAGAAGAAAUAUAACUAUCCCAAUUGAAUCAAAACAUUUAAAAUAAUCAGGAGGGAAUUUAUGAAGCAUGUAAAAGAUCUGUACACAGAAACUAUAAGAUGA